Molecule: messenger RNA, 924 nt
Organism: Brassica rapa (field mustard)
Lineage: Eukaryota; Viridiplantae; Streptophyta; Magnoliopsida; Brassicales; Brassicaceae
Product: ethylene-responsive transcription factor SHINE 3
Biological process (GO): regulation of DNA-templated transcription
Molecular function (GO): DNA binding; DNA-binding transcription factor activity
Source: RefSeq, a predicted model, not a curated record
GGGGGGGGGCAAUAAAUAACAGAAAAUUAAGUAGAGAGGACUUGCAAAAAGCAGAGAGUUAAGUGAGUAGUUGAAGAUAGAGAGGCCAGAAAAGAGGAAUCUCUCUCUCUCUCUCUCCCCUUUGCUGAUUCAGGUUAGAAAAACACAGAGAAACUAAGAGCCCUAAUUUAUAACAUCCAAAUGGUACACUCCAAGAAGUUCAGAGGUGUCCGCCAGCGUCAGUGGGGUUCUUGGGUCUCUGAGAUUCGUCAUCCUCUCCUGAAGAGAAGAGUGUGGCUAGGAACAUUCAACACGGCCGAAGAAGCGGCUAGAGUCUACGACCAAGCCGCUGUUCUAAUGAACGGCCAGAACGCAAAGACCAACUUUCCCGUCAUCAAAUCCAACGGUUCGGUUUCUCCGGACGUUAACACUCCGUUAUCGGAACUCCUAAACGCUAAGCUAAGAAAGAAUUGUAAAGACCAGACACCUUAUCUGACGUGCCUCCGCCUCGACAACAACAGCUCGCACAUUGGCGUCUGGCAGAAACGCGCCGGAUCGAGUUCAAGUCAAAACUGGGUCAAGCUUGUUGAGCUCGGCGACGGUGUCAGCGCAAGUGCCGGUGAUACAGGGACUAAUAAGCUGAAGAAAGGAAACGACGACGUUGAGGAAGAAGAUCAGAUGUCAAUGCAGAUGAUCGAGGAGCUUCUUAACUGGACAUGUCCUGCUUCUGCAUCCGUUUCAGGUCUUAGUUAGAUAUUUAUAACAAAACAAAAGGAAAAUGAUUAAAUGCUUUCCAAGUAAAUGAUUAUCUAAUGAUCAAAAUAAGUAUACAUCUACGUAAACAUUUGUUCGAAUAUAUAUAAUAUUGUAUGUAUAAGUUUGUCUGCAUGUAUUCUGUAUACGUUAUGACUAAAAAAAUUUAUUUUAAAGAAUUGAUCAUAUUAA